AUGAGGCGAAGCCCAGGAAGGGGGGCCGCAGGCCUCGCCCAUUGGACCAGUGGUCCACGCGUGGGUGCACCCGGGCAGCGCGGGGGCGCUGCUACUGGCACAGCGGAUGCAGCAGCGGCAGUAGCUGCUGUCAAAGUCAACUCUGUUCAAAGUGCAGUGAGAAAGAAGAACUCCACAUGUACCGAUAGCUGCUGCCAUUCGACUUGGGCGAAAAAACUUUUCUCAGCUCCCCCAAACCCUUCUGGGGGCUGCAGGCAGUGCUGGUGCUGCUUCUGGAGGCUGUGUAUGUUUUACAGCGAAGUGCCUGCGGGCCUUUUGCUGGGCCACCGGGUGCUGCUGUCUGUACAGGUGAGACGCUUUAAAAACUUUCAAGUCAGUGCGGAGCCGCUGAUGAAGUUUUACGAGGAAUAUAAAUCCCUGCUGGUCUUCCAGAUUGCCUGCACUAGCCUCAAAGAGGCCGCCAGGGCCGAGGCGCUCUUUCAGCACCCGCUGGAGCGGGGCUGCCGUCAAAAACUCCAGGCCCAACCCAUGGGCUUGCCAGCUGGCCACUGGGCUCUUAAGAGAGGCCACCCCCUUUUCUCAGUAUUUCUUGGGCAUGCCGCUUAG
Molecule: messenger RNA, 606 nt
Organism: Eimeria tenella
Lineage: Eukaryota; Apicomplexa; Conoidasida; Eucoccidiorida; Eimeriidae
Exons: 1
Coding region: 1-606 (201 amino acids)
Source: RefSeq, a predicted model, not a curated record